Parathielavia appendiculata is the source of this 1032-nucleotide messenger RNA. Its product is annotated as carbohydrate esterase family 16 protein. The transcript has 2 exons. The record is from RefSeq and is a predicted model, not a curated record. Gene Ontology annotation, molecular function: hydrolase activity, acting on ester bonds. NCBI's taxonomy places the organism in Eukaryota, Fungi, Ascomycota, Sordariomycetes, Sordariales, Chaetomiaceae. The coding region runs from base 1 to 1032 and encodes 343 amino acids.
AUGCGUCUCUCCUGGAUCCUCGCGGGGGCCUCGCUUGCCCUGGCCAAGCCUAACAAGGGCGCUUUUGAGACACUGGUCACUUUCGGCGACAGCUACACCGACAACGGCCGUCUGGGCUACUACAUCAACAAUGGCGGAAAGGCGCCCCCGGCCGGCACCAUGCACCCCGAGUCGACCACCACGGCCAGCGGCGGACUGUCCUGGGCGCAGUAUGCUGCCAGACUCGGAGGCAAUGCCACGCUGAUGGACUACGCCGUGUCCGGAGCUGUCUGCAGCAACCAGAUUGUCUCCCGGUACUUCUCCUACAUCAACCGCACAUUCCCGGCCAUAUUGGACGACGAAGUGCCCAGCUUUCAGGCAGAUGUCAAGUUCAAGUCGCUCUAUCCAAGCCGUACCGCCGACAACACCGUGUACGCUGUGUGGAUCGGCACCAACGACUUGGGCUUUGACGCCUUCCUCUCGGACUCGCAGACCCCUGGCAAGACCAUCAGCGACUUUGUGGGCUGCGUCUUCUCCGUCUUUGACAGCAUCUACAAGACGGGAGGCCGUCGCUUCGUGGUGCUCAACACAGGGCCGCUGGAGCUGACCCCGCUGUACGCCCAUCCUGACAACGGUGGCACCCUUGACUCGCAGUUCUGGAAGACCAAGACCCAGUACAACAUCACCGAGUAUAGCCAGAAAAUCAGGGAGUACUCGACCAGCGUCAACACCAUGUACGAAUACGGCUUGCCCGUCAUGGUGGACCUCAAGCAGCGCUGGCCCAAGGCGACGGUCGACCUCUUCGACGUCCAUAGCCUGUUGCUGGAUAUCCACAACGAGCCGGCCAAGUUCCUUGCGGCUCCACACAACGCCACCGGGUACUAUCACCACUGCCCUCCAGCGGGCAGCCCCUGCGUGGAUCAGCCCGGGACCCUCGACGGCUACAUGUGGUACGACGAGCUGCAUCCCUCGAACAAGACCAGCUCUAUAAUCGCCCAGAACUUUCUCGACGUGGUCGCGGGCAAGUCCAAGUAUGGAACUAGAUAUCAAUGA